ACGUGACACGUAGUUAGACUUAGAACAUUUGGCAGAAAACAAAAGAAAACGCAACCUCAUCAUCAUUCUUCUCCAUUCUUCUCCCUUCAAAUUCCAAUAAUUCAAACUAUAUCAGCUUCCAAUGUCCACCGUCAGAAUCCAAGCUUCGGCGUGCGCGCUCUACUCCACCUUCAACCACCUCCGCCACCGCCCCAACUCCGUCGUUUCGGUCAGCAGGAACGCCAAGAAUUCUAGCGCCCUCAAAGUACUCUCAAUGUCUUCUUCUCCACCUUCUGUGCCCUUCGAAAUCUGCGUCAAAGCUUCCAUAACCACUCCCAACAAGCUCGGAGACUGUCCCUUCUGCCAAAGGGUGUUGCUGACUCUUGAGGAGAAACAUCUUCCUUAUGACCCCAAGUUGGUAGAUUUGACCAACAAGCCAGAAUGGUUCCUUAAAAUCAAUGCUGAGGGUAAAGUUCCUGUCAUAAAGCUUGAUGAGAAGUGGGUAUCUGAUUCGGAUAUCAUUACACAAAUUCUGGAAGAGAAGUAUCCUAGCCCACCAUUGGUAAUCCCACCCGAAAAAGCUACAGUUGGGUCGAAGAUCUUUUCUACAUUUAUUGGAUUUCUCAAGAGCAAAGAUCCCAAUGAUGGAACAGAGCAAGCAUUGCUAAGUGAACUGAGCUCUUUCAACGAUUACCUUAAGGAAAAUGGUCCUUUUGUCAAUGGGAAAGACAUAUCUGCAGCUGACUUAUCUCUUGGACCAAAGCUGUAUCAUUUGGAGAUUGCUUUGGGGCAUUAUAAGAAGUGGAAAGUUCCUGAUUCACUUCAAUCUUUGAAGUCUUAUACGAAGGAUAUUUUCUCGAGGGAGUCAUUCAUUAAAACACGUGCACAACCCCAGGAUGUGAUUGAAGGUUGGCGUCCAAAAGUUGAGGGCUGAUGAUAUGAUGUUGAAUAAUUUCCAUGAGACAUUGAGGUUCUAUGUAUACAUAUAGCAAUCCUUAAAGAGUUCAUAACCUCUAUCCUUUUUUUGUAUUAUCCUAGGUAAUUAAAUCACUAUCAGUCUAUCACUUGCCAUAUAAGGUUAGUUGGCCACAGAUUGUAAUAUGUUUGGUACUUGGUAGUUGGUAGAGAGGCCAAGAGCCUUGCAUGUAAGAUUAAAAUAAAUGUAUUCCCAAAAGGAGUCAGCAUUACAUUGCUUGUUUUUCCUUUAGCUGUGCACCGUUUUAAGAACUGAAUGUGAAUGCUGGUGGGUUAGUACUUA
Arachis stenosperma is the source of this 1237-nucleotide messenger RNA. Its product is annotated as glutathione S-transferase DHAR3, chloroplastic-like. The transcript is spliced from 6 exons. Gene Ontology annotation, biological process: ascorbate glutathione cycle; protein glutathionylation; cellular oxidant detoxification. Gene Ontology annotation, molecular function: glutathione dehydrogenase (ascorbate) activity. The record is from RefSeq and is a predicted model, not a curated record. Bases 122 to 913 code for a protein of 263 amino acids. NCBI's taxonomy places the organism in Eukaryota, Viridiplantae, Streptophyta, Magnoliopsida, Fabales, Fabaceae.